UGUGUGGGUGGGUGUCGUCCCAAACGUCGGAACGUGAGCGAACGGGGCGCGUGGCGUGGCCCUUAAAAAAAAAGACAGAAAGAAAGAAUGAGCUCGGAGGAGCGCGCGCUUGGUCCGGUCACCGCGCGGAGGAUCUGAGGCGGGGCGUCGUUACAACCGAUCCCCCUUUUUUCUAUUGGGGUCCAAGUUCGACGUGUGUGUGUGUGUGUGCGAUUUUUUUUAACGUGGGUUCAAAGUUUGUAUAUGCGCGUGUGGUUUUCGUCAUACGCUCCAGAAGGCUGGCGCGCGUGCCUCUGUUUUAUUUUAUCGCUCGCGGAAACGACAAGAAAUGGAAGAAAAAUAUUAAUAAUAAUAAUAAUAAUAAUAAUAAUAAUGGAUGCAUAUGAUUUUUGACGCGUCUCCGCAUUCUUCUCCUCCACGCCUCGGUGUGUGCUAGAGCUGGCGCCAACUUCUCGCCAUAGGAAUGAGAUAAACACACACGCACGCGCGCACGCACGCACACACACACACACACACACACGUUUACGAAAGGAAAAAAAACAGAAAAGUUCCAGGGCACCGGAGUGAGCAACGAGCAACCCGCGAGGAGAAACGGGAUAAAGAGAAAGUUGCACGGUACGGAGCUGAACUGGAUUAAAGUGGAGCGGCGGAGACGUUACAUUAAUGCAUGUGCACGCGGGACAGAAAGAAAGCGAGAGAGAGAGAGAGAGAGAAAAACGCUUGACGGAAACGAGACGAGGAAAAACGCAGUCACGGAAAAGCUGGGAGAGGAAGAGGAGCACACACUGAUGUGAAAAGGAAUGCAAAAGAACUCGGUGAUGGAGUCUACAGUUAGCACAUCCACACAGGUGCCUGAGGAAUAUGACCGGAACGUUCCACGGAUCUGCGGUGUGUGUGGAGACAAAGCUACUGGCUUCCACUUUAAUGCCAUGACCUGUGAAGGCUGCAAGGGCUUCUUCAGACGCAGCAUGAAGCGCAAGGCCAGCUUUACGUGCCCUUUCAGCGGGAGCUGCUCCAUCACUAAAGAUAACCGGCGUCACUGCCAGGCCUGCAGACUGAAGCGCUGUCUGGACAUUGGCAUGAUGAAGGAGUUUAUCCUGACCGAUGAGGAGGUGCAGAGGAAGAAAGAUCUGAUCCAGAAGAGGAAGGAUGAUGAGGCGAAGAAGGAAGCGCAGAAGCCCCGCCUCUCUGAGGAGCAGAGUACGGUCAUCUCCACACUGGUGGAGGCGCAUCACAAAACCUACGACGACUCGUACUCCGAUUUCUCCCGCUUCAGACCUCCAGUGAGAGAGGGUCCUGUUACACGCAGUGCCAGUCGAGCUGCGUCUCUACACUCACUGUCCGAUGCGUCUUCCGAUUCCUUUCGCCACUCGCCUGAGUCAGGUGACGGUAAGCUCAAUCUGAGCAGUAUGCUGAUGAUGUAUCAGGAACAGGGUUCUAGUCCUGACUCUAAGGAGGACGAUGGUUCUCGCUUGUCCAUGCUGCCUCACCUGGCCGAUCUGGUCAGUUACAGCAUCCAGAAGGUCAUCGGAUUUGCCAAGAUGAUCCCCGGAUUCAGAGAGUUAACAGCGGAGGAUCAGAUUGCUCUGCUGAAGUCCAGUGCCAUCGAGGUGAUCAUGCUGAGGUCUAAUCAGUCCUUCAGUCUGGAGGAUAUGAGCUGGUGCUGCGGGGGACCCGAGUUCAAGUACUGCGUCAGUGAUGUCACUAAAGCUGGACACACUCUGGAGCUGCUGGAGCCGCUGGUGAAGUUCCAGGUGGGGUUGAAGAAGCUGAAUCUGCAUGAGGAGGAACACGUGCUGCUGAUGGCCAUCUGUCUGCUGUCCCCCGACCGUCCCGGUGUGCAGGAUCACGAGCGUGUGGAGGUUCUACAGGAACGUGUCUCCGAGGUCCUCCAGGCGUACAUCCGAGUGCACCACCGCGGACGUCUGCAUUACGCUAAGAUGAUCCAGAAGCUGGCGGAGUUGCGCAGCCUGAGUGAGGAACACUCGAAGCAGUACCGCACGCUGUCCUUCCAGCCUGAGCACAGCAUGCAGCUCACACCACUCGUCCUCGAGGUGUUCGGAGGACAGGUCACCUAGAGGUCAGAGAGAGCGUGUCGGGCGUGGACGCAUGGACAAUCACCAUGAGACACGCACACACAGAGCCUGGGAGUGACGUGUGUGUGUGUGUGUGUGUGUGUGUGUGUGUGGGUGGGUUCAUUCCUUCAUGGGUUCUAGAUCAGAAGGGUGUCUUUAGCACCAUGACAAUGUGUAAAGCAUUUAUUCCAGAAACAUUAACCUACAGUAUUACACUACAUGUGUAGCUCUGUGUGUGUGUGUGUGUGUGUGUGUGUGUGUUAUAGCUCUGCUUAGUCCACUACUACUGUCUCUUUUCACCUCCUACCUUUAAAAUGUACACGGUCCACAGUCCAGCCACUCGACCAAUCACAACACAGCACUUCACCCUCAGGCCCCUCCCCCAACAAGCUCUGAUUGGUUGCUGGGAAAAAAAUGCACAGAAUCAGGUUUGUGCAUUAUUGUUAUUCUUAUUAUUUAUUUAAACAACACAUCGGUCUUAUUGAAAAACAUGUCCAAUCUAUGUUUUUAAAAAAAUUGCUAAAUUUUUACUUGGCUAAAAUAUUUAGAAUUUAGAUGCAUCUGAAUAUUAAUGAGUCGUUUGGGAAGACUGCGUUCAACAACGAGUCGCUAACGGAUUCACGUUCACUGUGUGCUUGCUACGUAGCGUAUAAUAAUGAGCAGAUAUACAUCACGUGCAACAUCGUACAGACACAAAAAAAUGUUAAAUAUGCUGAUUACAUGACCAUAAAGACAGAGCUUCUACACCAAACAACACACGAGUCAUUUAGUCAGAUUUAGUCCUUCAGAUAUCUACAUAUUAUGAUAGUUUGUGUUUUUUUUAUGAUGAAUAUUAAUAUUUACAACUAUUUUUAACAGGAAGACACUUCUGAUGCCUAAAGAAUCGAUUUCAGCUCUCACUUUGCCUCGGUGAAUCAAAUGCAAUAGAAUCAGGAUGAAAGAAGACAAAAGAUAUGUCUUCCGGUUUCCUUUAUAUAUAUAUUUUUUUCACCUCGCAGUACUUAGACUAGCGAGUGUAGUACCGUCUCUAAGGCUACUACGUUACUGUAUUCAGCGCUUCUCCUGUAUCAAGCAACGCAUGAGUCAUUUAGUCAAAUUUUGUAAAUGACUCUGAGUCAUUUAGUCAGAUUGACUUUCAAAUGUCUGCGUAAUAGAAGCAUUUAUUGUUUUAUAUUUUAAAUUAAAAAAUACAUAUACGUAAGCCAUAGUAUGAAAACAUAAUGCAAACAAGGCAUAAUCAGGAUGCUUGAGGAAUCAAUUUCAAAUAACAUGAAUCAACUCUGAGUAAAUGACUCAGAGUUGUUUCAUCAUAUUUCUAGAUCAUAUAAAUUUUCUUUCUUUUUCAUUAUCAAGAUGGCUGAGGAAUUGCUUUCUAAUCAUGUUAUAACUCAGAAUCAAACCUCACUAAAUGACUCAGAGUCAUUCAUCCAGAUUUAGCUUCAGAUAUUACAAAUAUUAUGAGUUUUAUUUUCUAUGAUGUUUUUUUUUACAUGAUAUUGUUUUUCCUAAAGCAGAAAGCCAUAGUUGAAAAAUACACAAUCUAUCAUUGAGAUGCCUAAAGAAUGGAUUUUUGGUCACUCACUGACUCACUGAAUCAAAUCAGCAAUCAGGUGUCUAGAAAAUUUCCAUCCCUUAUUGAAAAGAAAGCAGAAGAUGCCUUUCGGAUUUCUUCCUUCUUGUAGAAAGCAAGUGAUGUGAUGCGGUCUGUGAACUAACUGCUCAGUGCUGAGCGUAAGAGCGUGUAUAUACGACUAUAUAUCCUUUAACGCUGUAUUCUUAGAGCCUACACGUAUAAUCUUUACCUCUGACCCGGGAUGUGUAUAUAGAACCGAGUUCCUCUUUAAGCCGAAUUUAAGGUCUGGUCAUCAUGGGACCUCUCAGAGGGUUUAAGGUCUAACUGUAGUUUCUUUCUCAUGCUGUUGUAGCUAACAGUGAUGUGUUAAGCUUUUGGAAGGAUGAUGUACCGUCAUGCUUCAUGGCGCAUGCUACGUUUCCCUGAUCGCUGUGGUUAAUUUGCUCGUUAGUGCUGUAGAAUCUCUGGACAGACGCAGAGAACAUCGCCAUGAGGCCACUCCGGAGAGUUCUGCUCAAUCUCUCACCACGUGAUCUGACGUGUGUGUGUGUGUGUGAUUAUGAUACGUGACAAUUUAGAGUCAUUUAUCUCACAUAGAAUGGAAGUCUAAGGGCAGAUGUUUGGAAAAAAGUUUUUCUACCCUUAUUAUUAUUAUAUUUUAUUUAGUUGUCAAUACUAUAAACAACUUUUGCUAAAAAAAAAUCAAAAACAAACACAUUAAAACAGUAAAUGAAAUUUGGUUGUAUAGAUUUUUUUGUAAACUUUUGCUCAUAAACAAACCUGACAAAUAAUCUAUAAACUGUCAUCCCCCCCCAUUAAAUGUUGCCAUGGCAACGAUUUAUAUCAAACCUGUCAAAAAAUCAUAUGUUAGCUAGCUGAAUGUUACCAUGGGAACUGCCUCUGAUGAUCACAUAGCCAUAUAUGAACUGCCUAACCGUAGCCAUGGCAACGCUUCCUAAUAAUCUACACUCACAUUACCAUGGGAAAAGCUUUUGACGAUGGUCAAAUUUCAUUUGUUCUUUAUAAAUCUGUGCUAAAGUUAUGAGGAUGUCUGGUUUGAUUUGAAAACCUAGCUAACUAACUCAACGGUCGCUGCCAGCUAUCACACAGCCUUGUCUGAUCACCUAGCAUUAGAUGUCACCAUGGUAACAGCCUUUGACAGUGUAUGAAACAAUCCGAUUGCAUUACAGCGACUGAAUGUAACCCUGGAAACGGCUUGCUGUAACCUGCAGAGCUGUCAGGUCUGUUAUUAGCUAGCGCAAUGUCAACAUUUUAUUUAUUUUUUUUGCUAAACCCAGUGUUAUCCAGCUAUAUGUAACUAUGGAAACAUCGUUUAUUCAUCCAGGACCUACUGAUUUAAAAAUAUUUAAUGAAAAAUAUACCAUACUGCAUUCACAGGCUAAAUGUAAACACAGGAGCAACUUUUGCUAAUUCAUGAAAUAUUCACAUUUCCGCCAAAACCACAGAAGCUAACGGUGGCAUUGUGCCAGAUUCCAGUACACCAGUGUUUAAGCGUAUCCAUGGAAACAAGCUGUGGUGAUUUGACGAGCUUGUCAGGUCAUGUCGUAUUAGCUAGCUGAAUGUAACCGUGAGAAGAACCGCUUAUGCUAGCUAAACAAACCCACAUUGUGUUAGCUAGAUAAAUGUAACCAUGGCAACGCUUCGGGCUAACUUAAGGUGAAUGUAUUACUUUAUAUAGCAUCUGCCCCUUGACUUUAUUAUAAAGGAGUUCCAUGUGAACGUUUGUUUGUAAAACGACUUUGAAAUACACACACACACACACACACACACACACACACACACGUGUGGUGGCGUGAGAUUAGAUUUGCUGAGUUAAACGCCGGAGUUUCCCUUUAACAGGCUUUAAUGGAUUUGCUGCUGCUCUCAAUGUUAAAUGAAGCUACAUAACGUUUAUUUUCAAUGUUUUACGUCUCGUAUCGUCAGUGUUCCUAAUCCUCUGUUUCUACUUUCUGUCCUGUUUGGUUCCAGAAUGUUCCGAGUUAACAUGUAUACUCGUUUUUGUUUUUGUUUUGUUUUUUUAAAGAGAGAUGGAGGUAGCGAGGAUUCUUCAUAGCCGGCACUUGUGUGUUUAUGGAUUGUGGAUGAUUCCUUGUGGUUCCGUGUAUGUGUGUGUGUAAGAGGGAAUGAGGGCGUGGUCAGUGGUCAGGUCACCGUGGUGACGGCAGGCUGAAGCUGAAGCUGCUCGGUUGUCUAGGCUCAGGGUCGAUGGCAGAAUGUUUCAUCGCUUUUUUAUUAGGAAAAUAUUAAGAUAGCUCAGCGCAUAAGGAAAACAAAAACUACCUGGAGACUGUGUGUGUGUGUGUGUGUGUGUAGCAGGACUGUUAAGCACUUAUCUAUUCACUAUGUAUAUUGAUAUAUCUGUCUGGGCGUGGCAGACUCAGUUUAGCCUCUGUGUGUGUGUGUGUGUGUGUGUGUGUGUG
Messenger RNA from Hemibagrus wyckioides, 6089 nucleotides. It is a transcript of the gene vdrb, whose product is annotated as vitamin D receptor b. Lineage: Eukaryota; Metazoa; Chordata; Actinopteri; Siluriformes; Bagridae. Gene Ontology annotation, biological process: positive regulation of transcription by RNA polymerase II; negative regulation of transcription by RNA polymerase II; cell differentiation. The transcript has 10 exons. Gene Ontology annotation, molecular function: zinc ion binding; vitamin D response element binding; nuclear receptor activity. The record is from RefSeq and is a predicted model, not a curated record. The coding region runs from base 801 to 2078 and encodes 425 amino acids. Gene Ontology annotation, cellular component: nucleus.